UUGGAAUCGACCUUGACCUUGACAUUCGUAGGCGACAUUCAUCAUAGUUCAAGUGUUCACCCUUCAUGCUCUCGUUCGGUUCAGUUUCAGCUUCCGAUGCAAGUUGACUCUACAAUUGAAUCAGUCAUACACUGUUUUCUGCGUGGCAGUCGGUAGAAUCAGCUCGAAAUGGAGGAUAUGAAAACUGGAAACGCUGACAUUGACGCAAAAGUUGAGGAAUGGAUGCGUUGGGAUCAGAAUGAUACGAAUCGUGCUGAGAUCCGACAACUGGCUUUGGAGAAGAAUGUUGAUGAGUUAAAGAAACGCCUGCUUCAGAGGAUGGAGUUUGGCACAGCAGGUCUUCGGGCGAGGAUGGGAGCUGGCUACUCCAUGAUGAAUGACCUCACGAUCAUCCAAGCAACACAGGGUCUGGUGAAGUACCUUAUAGCGUCGGUUCCAGAUGCCAAGAAGAAUGGUCUGGUUGUGGGAUACGAUGCCAGACACAACAGCCAGAAAUGGAGUGAGCUGGUAGCAACCAUAUGUAUCAACGAAGGUAUGCUAGUCUACAAGUUCUCUGAGAUCUGUCCUACUCCAUAUGUGCCGUAUGCUGUGGUGCACUAUGGAGCUUCAUGUGGGGUCAUGAUCACUGCCUCUCACAACCCAAAGGAAGACAAUGGCUAUAAAGUAUACUGGACAAAUGGAGCCCAGAUCAUUCCUCCGAUCGACAAAGGUAUUGCGACGUCCAUCAGAGAACAUCUUGAGCCUUUCCCCACGUCCUGGAAUACAUCCUGUGUCGCUGACAGCAAGCUGUUGAGGGAUCCCUACGAUAAGAUAUUUGAUCUGUACAACAAAGAUCUCCAUCAUCUCUGUCACUUCAGAGAUCAGAAUCUGUCCUCCAAAGUGAUCUUCACCUAUACUGCCAUGCAUGGUGUGGGGUACAAGUUUGUGCGCGAGGCUUUGCAGAGUUUCGGCUUUCUUCCUCCUGUACUACUACCAGUCGAAAAACAGGUGUGGCCAGAUCCUGAGUUCCCCACAGUGAAAUACCCCAACCCAGAGGAGAAGGGAGCACUGACAUUGUCAAAGCAGAUGGCAGAUGAUAAAGGAAGCGUGGUAAUCCUGGCCAAUGACCCUGACGCAGACAGACUGGCAGUAGCUGAGAAACAGCCCAGAUGCAGUUUAAAGCACAUCGGGACAUGCGGAAUUAUACAAGGUAAGUGGAGGAUCUUCUCUGGAAAUGAGAUCGGGGCCCUGCUUGGGUGGUGGAGUCUCUUUACCUUCAGGAAAAGUCACCCAGAUGUCAAAAACAAAGAUAUUUGUAUGGUGGCCAGCACAGUUUCCUCCAAGAUCCUGCAGACCAUUGCCAAGCAGGAAGGGUGUAUUUUUGAUGAAACCUUGACAGGCUUCAAGUGGAUCGCUAACAAGGCUUGUGAUAGACAAAAUGAUGGGAAACAUGUCAUCUUUGCAUUUGAAGAGGCCAUUGGGUUCAUGUGCGGCACCAAGGUUCUGGACAAGGAUGGAGUGAGUGCAGCAGCAGUGAUGGCAGAGAUGGCAACAUUCCUGUACAACCACGACUCAACUCUGGCUAAACAGCUGGAAGAGAUAUUCAACAAAUACGGUUAUCACUUGUCACAAAACUCCUACUUCCGGUGUGAUGACCCAGCCAUUACUGCCAAGAUGUUUCAGAAUCUCCGUAACUUCGAUGGUCCAGGAAAGUAUCCAUCAAGUUGUGGCCCUUAUAAGAUCAAAUAUGUUCGAGAUCUGACAGGCAAAGGCUACGACAACAGCCAGCCGGACAAUGUUCCAAUUCUACCCACAAGCAAGUCCUCAGAGAUGAUCACAUUCACAUUUGAAAAUGGCUGUGUGGCUACCCUGCGGACAAGCGGCACAGAACCCAAAAUCAAGUACUACACUGAGCACAAGCCAGACCCCACUAAAGGAAUGGACCGAGAAGCAGCAAAAAGGGAGUUGAACGACAUGGUCCACUGUAUAGAGACUCACUUCUUCCAGCCAAAGACUUUCGGACUUAUUCCACAAUCUAAACUGUAAACUGUCAUGCAGAUUUCGGUUUCAUUGCGCGAUUUUGAUUGGACUGUGUAUAGAUUCGUUAGUCCAGCCAAAAUCUAAUUCCAUAAUACCAGCCUAGUUCGGCAAGGGUGGUCACUGGACUUUUAUAGUCAGUUAACUCUCUUGCCUCAGGAAAAUAUGGAGAGAUGUUUAUUUCCAAUUUGAGAAUUUUUACUGACAUUUGCUGCAGACUUCAUGGACAUGGAAUCUAAACAGGUUUAAAUAAAUCCCUAAAUGUAUCCUCUAUUUUCAUUAAUCAUCGGGGUUGUGGAGUCGGUUAUAAAAGAUGGGGUGUUGGUUAAUGGGGCAAUCUGCACAAGGGGUACCUGGGAGGAAUCAUAUUUCUGUUUAACUCAAGGCAGUUUGGAUUUAUAUGGCAAGGAAUUUUAAGUGUUAGCUGAAGCCAUGUUUUCCUGAUAUUUUAUGUGUAUUUUCCAUAGGUAUUUUUGAGUCGUGAUGGAAACUUGGACGACAACCUUUUGUAGUAACACAAGAUUUUGAAAUACAAAUAUGUUUAAUCAGGUAGAAGUUAGUAGCAGAUAGCUAGGCCUAUCACAUGCUUUUGAAUAUAGGGAUAUACCAUAAUUAAUUUAAUUCAAGAUAUCUCCUUUGAUAUAUGUAGGGAGUAAUGAUAGGAUUACAUUUAUAAUUUAUUGUAGAAUGAAUAUAUAAUGUGAUGAACAUUUUACACUUUAACAAAAGACAAGAUGUGAAUUGUUUGUAUACUCCUCAGGGAGGUGAGAAUGAGACUAAUCCAUUGACCAGGUUAAUAAUAGAAAUAAUGUCAUAGUGCUAUGAGCAUACCGACAGGCAUGGAAGUUUGCACUGUCGAAAUGUACUCAUUAUUAUUAUUGUUGUGGUGUUGUUGUUAUGAUUAAUAUUGAAAAUUGUAUUGUUAAAUUUUAUUUAAGCAAAAAUGAAGUAUAAACAAAUACCAUGCAUUGAAAAGUUGCUGCAUGUUUAUGAGUACAGUUCUCUAUCACUCAUCUCUCUGUGAUGGGGAUGAGUGACAACAUCAUUUACUCACUCACUCACUCACUCACUCACCAUGGAAUUACUGGUACAUUGUCAAGAAACAGUGUCUGAGCUUACAAGGUAUUUUGAGCUUGUUUGAGAACGUAUCAAUAAAUACCAUUGCUUAACUGUUAAUUCCUUAUUUCAUAUAAAUGUAAAUAAACAGGUUAAGUUGGAUGGCUAAGAUCAUAUACAUUUUUCUCAUAACUUGUGAAAUGCUUAAGCCUCGCUGAGAGCAUCUUCGAUUAUUCAGGCUAACAUAAUCUCCUUUCUAUUAUGACAACAACCCUGGACCCAUUUGCCAUCAAUGCUUUGUAUACAAGUAAUGCGGUGGUGGUGAAUGUGUCUAGGGUAUUUAUAGAAUGGUGAUUUUAUGCCUUGGAUAGUCGGAAGAUGCAUUGAGAGAAGUUCCACCAUGUUGAUCUGUGACUACAGUGUAUGACCUUUAGAGGGUUUGUCGCCUUUAACGACAAGCAUAGUCGCCUUUUAUGGCAAGCAUGGGUUGCUGAAAACCUAUUCUACCCCGGAUCUUCACAGGUCGCCUUGAGAGGGAGAUGACUGUAUCAGAGUAUAGAAAUGAAAACAAAAUCAUUCUUCACAUAUAUUCCAAUACCUCAAUACCAAAAUUGCCUGUUUUACAUACAUGUAUUUGUCACUGACCUGUUUGUUUUGAGUCCAAUGCUGAUUCAACACUUGCAAUAACAAACCAAAUUGCUUGAUAAGCCUUGUCUCAUGCUUUGAAACCAUUUAAAAUGAAUUUUUGAAACCAGACAAGUGUCAUUUCUUGUUUUUGUAUAAUUUUCUUGAUCAGGUAUGAUGGCAACAUACAGAAAUAAUAAAAAUGAUGUAAGGGUUGAUUUUUCUAUAACAACCUCUUGAAACAACGGUUUUGACAAAAUUAUAGACAAAAAUAUGCCCAGAUAAUGCAUAUUCAUAAUCAGUCACAGCAUUUGAAUUUAUUUAUCAUUUCAUGUUUUAUUUUGUUACGGAUAGGUUUUUCUAUUAGAAAAUAAAGCAAAAUGCCAAAAUAAACUUGUCUGGUCAAAGAGUUGUUUGUUUUGUUUGUGAUCUCCCUGAUAGCCACAAAUAGGCAGAUUUGCCUCAUGAGAAAAUAAAAAAAAGCAUUUCAAAUUCAUUACCGGUACUUGUAAAUAAGAGAAGGGUUAUUAUUAAAUUAAUUAAGUGUCUUGUCCUUUUUGUCAGUGUGUGCCAAUUAUUUUCUGUCAUCAAUAAUUGUUAUCGCUACUUUUAAUGUUAUUUUGUUAUUAGUGUUGUAAAGCAAUUUUAUUACAUUGUAUUGUCAAAGAUGGUCAUUUACUCCAGGGCAGUUUUGUUUUGCUGUGCAUCACUGAACUGUUUUCUGAAGGAAUCAUACUAGGCAAAAAUGGUACCAUGGUACCAUGCAAGCAAAAUUUACCAUAUGUGACUCUUCUGUUAAUCAUACGUGCUUGUGUUGCUUCUGUUGUAUUAUUUGUUUGUUUUAUUAGUGGAUUUAUCAUGUUGCUGCUGACAACAGGACUAUUUUAAAGCCCGACUAUUUAACAUUUUGGUGAGACCAGGGAUUUUUGUCACUUUUUCAAAACAUGCAGUUUACCUCUGUGGACAGCCAAAAUUUUCAGUGAACCGUGUGCGUGCAUGCGUGCGAGAGAAAGAAGAACUAAUUCCCACACCCAUUAGAAUGUAAAAUGGUUGUCCUCUUAGCACAUCAUGCUGUUCAUCCAUGACAUUAUUUGUCACUAUUGCUAAAAUAUUGCUGUUGUUACUGUUUUUGCUGAAUCUUGCUUAUUAUAUUUGUCCUUUAUCAGCUUAACCGUGUUAUUAUAUUCAGUGGAAUGGAUGAUAAAUCAAAGUCAUUCCUCAGCAAUAUUAAAACCUUCUACAAACAUUUCCAUUUGUGAAAAAAACAAUUCACGAGCAUGAUGACCUUGCUCUUAUUAUUUUCAUAGAUUGUACAAAACGUUCCAGUGUCUCCGAUAUCUGACCAUCUUUGUGUAGCCAGGGUAUUAUAUAUCCCCAUUCUGUUGUGAUAAAUAUCCUGGACCCAUUCACCACUAUAGCUUCAUUUCAGGUGGUUUAGAUCACAAUCUUCAGUUCUUUCAUCACUUACUCUUUCACCUGAUAUGUUUACAUGGAUUUCUUUCAACUGAAAUCAAAUCAAGUGGCUUCUUCUGAACACGAGUCUCGCAUACAAAUAAUUUGAAAAUCCUGGCGUGUUACAAGCCCUUGAUGAAUUUAAGGAAAUUAAGAAGACUUUUUGGUGUGAAUUUCUAGUUGGAAAAUAUGUUGUCAAGAGCAAGAUGGGAAUAGGGAAAUCAUUUGCUGCAAGACAUUCCCAGUUCAAGUUGAAUAUGAGAUGGCAUGCAACAGAAUGGUGAUAUCAUUGCUUGUUUCUUAAAAGAAGUCCAUUUUUAGCAUUGUGUUAUUCAACUGAAUUCAGUAUGAUUUGGUUUGUUGUUUAACGCUAUACUUAGCAAUUUUCCAGCGGUGAAUUCAGUAUGACGUUAUGGUAGUUAAGAGGUCCAGGGUAUACAUCAUAAUACAUAGAGAUAUGAUACACUGGAUAAUGGAGGCUGACAUCUGACUUGCAUCAUUUUAUCUCCACAUUAUUAUUGCUUUGUUGCCGAUUUUGUUAUGGUAUGUUUUUGUUUUGUGUAAUAUUUAGUUGUUUUUUCUACAGUUACUUUUUGAAAAAAUGUUAAUCAGUCGUAUUUUAAUGUUUAUGUCUUUAAUUUGCCAUUGAUAAAAAAAAAGUUAGGAAAAAAGGGCCUUUUGAUUUCUUUCAUUUAGCAUUUAGUUAAAAGAAAUUCACUUUAAUAAUAAAUUUGAAUUUGAUGAUUUAUCAUAAUUCAUUUCAUAAUCCAGUAACCAUGAUUAUAACUGGUGUACUUUUAUUCUUUGGAAAACAAUAUCCUUAUCUACACUAGAAAGUAUUAAACAGGAACAGGUUAUUAGGUUAACUAGACUUGAAACGGUUAGUAGCAGAAUGUAAAACUAUGUCUUAAAUGUAUCAGUAUUGUGCAUGUUUUUUUCUCAUUUACAUGUUGGUUGUUAUUUAUCUGUUGGCUAUCAAAAUAAAUAUUUCAAAAAUCA
This is a messenger RNA of Haliotis rufescens (red abalone), 6147 nucleotides long. Its product is annotated as phosphoglucomutase-2-like. The record is from RefSeq and is a predicted model, not a curated record. The coding region runs from base 169 to 2025 and encodes 618 amino acids. Gene Ontology annotation, molecular function: phosphopentomutase activity; magnesium ion binding. NCBI's taxonomy places the organism in Eukaryota, Metazoa, Mollusca, Gastropoda, Lepetellida, Haliotidae. Gene Ontology annotation, biological process: purine ribonucleoside salvage; carbohydrate metabolic process. The transcript is spliced from 20 exons.